Molecule: messenger RNA, 8189 nt
Organism: Triplophysa rosa
Lineage: Eukaryota; Metazoa; Chordata; Actinopteri; Cypriniformes; Nemacheilidae
Gene: col11a2
Product: collagen, type XI, alpha 2
Exons: 66
Coding region: 450-6524 (2024 amino acids)
Biological process (GO): sensory perception of sound; cartilage development; collagen fibril organization
Cellular component (GO): collagen trimer
Molecular function (GO): extracellular matrix structural constituent
Source: RefSeq, a predicted model, not a curated record
UUGACCGAUAUACGUGUCAAUCGCUGGCGCGUGAACUUAAAAAAAGCUCCUUUGAUGAAUAACAUAUAUUUUGGGCUAUUGGUCUUUUUAUAUAUUCGUUAAUUUCAAGUCUUUGCUUUUCAAUUUCAAUCCCUCCGCUUUUGCGCUCGACUCUCUCUCCACGCACACCCGCGCGCGCGCUACCUCGCAUUUCGUGGGAGAAAGUAAGAAGAGGGAGAGAGACAGAGGGAGAUUGAGAGAGAGAAAGUGAUUUGAAGCCUCUCUCCGCUCUCUCAGCUUUCCUGGUUACUCGGAUUCAAUGGGGCUCUAGCAUUAAGGAUUUCAAGCUGUAAACCUACAUAUUUAUUUCCCGUCCCCUUUUUUUCUAUUUAAAUUGUACAUAAAAUAGAUAGCCUAACUUAUUGAAGAACAAGUAAAACUAAACCGGUUGGAACAAACACUUAGGAACUAUGGAUAUUCGGAAGAAGCGGAGGCCGUGGUGCAUGGAGACGUCGCUCGCGCUUCUCCUGUGCGUAACUCUGGCACAAGCAGAUCCAGUCGAUGUUUUGCGGGUGCUGCAGUUGCCUUCCCUUCCUGAAGGUGUGCAGAAGGUUCCAGGUUUCUGUACCUCCCGUCGGGCCGGCACAGCUGAUCAUGCCUACCGCAUCACCAAGAAAGCUCAGAUCACUGCACCCACCAAACAGCUCUUCUCAGGACGUUUCCCGGAGAACUUCUCCAUCAUGACCCUAGUAAAGCCCAAAGCUGGUCUUCAGGCCUUCCUCUUGUCCAUCUACAACGAGCAGGGCGUACAGCAGCUGGGUCUGGAGCUGGGUCGUUCACCCAUCUUUCUUUAUGAGGACCAAAAUCGCAAACCCUCCCCAGAAGAUUACCCACUGUUCCGAGGGGUCAACCUGGCCGACGGCAAGUGGCACCGUAUUGCUAUUUCCGUCCAGAAGAAGAACAUUACCCUGAUCCUGGACUGCAAGAAUCGUAUAACCAAAGCUCUGCCUCGUAGCAAUAACCCAGUCUUGGACACUAAGGGCAUCACUGUUUUUGGGGCCCGUCUGCUGGACGAGGAGGUCUUCCAGGGUGAGAUCCAGCAGCUGCUGAUCGCAUCCAACCCUCAGGCUGCUUAUGACUUCUGUGAGCACUACAGCCCUGACUGUGACUCCCCGCUGCCCAAGGUUCAGUCCCAGGACCCCAACACCCUCGACAGAAAGGCUAGCAAAUCCUCAACCAAACUCACUGCUGGUCCCAAAUCCACAAAAGAGAAACCUGCUUCAGCUAAACCAGCUAAAGCCAAGCCUGCUCUGACAAAGCCCACCCCAUCUGCCAAACUCGGCAAGGCCAAACCCACUCCAGCGCAAAUCUUACUUUCCAAAAUCAAACCUACCAAAUCGGCACCCAAACCGAAAGCAACACCAGCUCCAAAGAAUGGCAACCAAAAGAAAGCCAACGACGAUGGAAAAGUGAACGGUGGUGCUAAAGCUAAUGGUAAUGGCAAAAUCAAUGGAGAAGCUAAGGCUAAAGCUAAUAAUAAUGGCAAUGGGAAGACAGCUAAUGGUAAUGGCAAAACAGUUGCAAACAAAAACGCCAACGGUAACGGCGUGAAAGUAGUAAAGACUGAAAAGGCAGCAGUAAGCAAAGUAACAAUAUCAAAGAAGUCAGAAACAACCAAAAAGACCACAGUGACCAAAACUGGGACCAGCGAGGCCAAAGCUGCGACUGUGAAAACUAUAGCGAAGGCUGCUAACCAAGCCCCCGCAAAGACGAAAGUGACCAAAACUGUCGUAGAGAAGGUCAAAGUAGCUUCUGUCACUCAGAAGCCUGUUUUCAAACCUGCACCUUUGCCCAUCCCUUCAAAGCCCAGGACCCUGGAUGUCAAUAACGUCAAAUCGCAUUCCAAAAACUUUCCGCCCUUCGACAAGGCUGUUGUGAGUGGCGCGACCAUCUCUUCGCCCAAGAAGAAAACAACCAAUGGCUAUCAACAGGAUGUAGAUCCUGCUUACUCAGAGGCUGACCCCACCCCCUCAGAGACUGAUUAUUAUUACCCGAUAGAAGAAGAGGCGGGCCCAGAGCCAGAGAGUGAGCUCACUGGAUAUGAAGAAACCAGUAACAAGGUUGACGAGCCUUUACCAGCUGAGGACCUAGACAUGACCAAGACAGGUGGUGAAGGGGUGUCUCAAACGCCCGACGAGCCCUUCACUGACGAGUACAUAACAAGCGACUUCGGAAUGAAGGAGUAUGACUAUUCCUACAAGGACUACAACGAGCCCAUCUCUGAAACCAAGGCGGAAGACACCUUUGGACCCGCCCUGUCUGCUGUGACAGAUGAGGGUGGUGCUUCUGUUCGAGCCCUGAAGGGAGAUAAGGGAGAUCCUGCUCUCCUUGAACCUGGCAUGCUGAUUGAAGGACCACCUGGACCAGAAGGACCAGCAGGUCUCCCUGGCCAUUCAGGACCCAGCGGCCCUCCUGGUUCUGUUGGUGAUCCUGGUGAGAGGGGUUUUAACGGUAAGGCUGGUCUACCUGGAGCCGACGGCGUCCCCGGACCCCCAGGAACUUCUCUCAUGCUUCCCUUCCGCUUUGGACAGAGUGGUGGCGACAAAGGUCCCAGCGUCUCAGCACAAGAAGCCCAAGUACAAGCCAUUCUGUCUCAGGCCCGGUUGUCUCUGAAAGGUCCAUCUGGGCCAAUGGGCUUCACUGGCCGUACUGGACCAGAGGGAAUGUCUGGAAGUCCCGGCUUAAAGGGAGACAGCGGUGAUCCUGGUCCACAGGGUCCCAGAGGUCCUCAUGGAUUGUCUGGUCCUCCUGGCAAAUCUGGUCGAAGGGGUCGUGCUGGUGCUGAUGGAGCCAGAGGGAUGCCAGGAGAGUCUGGAGUCAAGGGUGACCGUGGCUUUGACGGCCUUCCCGGUUUGCCUGGUGACAAGGGCUAUCGUGGUAACACUGGAGGAAUGGGACUCCCCGGACCCCCUGGAGAGGACGGAGAGAGGGGAGACGACGGAGAUGUCGGACCCAGAGGUCUUCCAGGUGAAUCGGGCCCUCGUGGUUUGCUGGGGCCUAAAGGGCCUGCUGGACUUCUUGGACCUCCUGGUGUUCGUGGAAAUGAUGGUCCACAUGGUCCAAAAGGAAGCUUGGGACCACAAGGCGAGCCAGGUCCUCCAGGACAGCAGGGGGGACCAGGAACACAGGGAAUGUCAGGGCCUCAGGGUGCUCUUGGGCCAGCAGGAGAGAAAGGACCCACAGGAAAGCCAGGUCUCCCGGGCAUGCCCGGAGCUGAUGGCCCUCCAGGUCAUCCAGGAAAAGAAGGGCAUUCUGGAACCAAAGGAAAUCUGGGUCCAAAUGGUCCUCAAGGAUCUAUUGGCUAUCCUGGCCCUCGGGGAAUAAAGGGAUCUCAAGGUAUCCGUGGACUUAAGGGCCAUAAGGGAGAGAAGGGAGAGGAUGGUUUCCCUGGAAUCAAAGGAGACUUUGGUGUCAAAGGAGAGAGGGGUGAGCUUGGAGUAUCCGGCCCUAGAGGAGAGGACGGCCCUGAGGGUCCGAAGGGUCGUGUCGGCCCCCCUGGUGAGAUCGGUCCUCUCGGCCUCUUGGGAGAGAAGGGUAAACUCGGUGUGCCUGGACUUCCCGGAUAUCCUGGCAGACAAGGAAUCAAGGGCUCCCUUGGUUUCCCAGGAUUCCCAGGUACAAAUGGCGAGAAGGGAGCAAGGGGUUUGAUUGGAAAAACUGGUCCAAGAGGUCAGCGAGGGCCAACGGGUCCAAGAGGGCAGAGGGGCCCUCGAGGCUCAACAGGAAAACCAGGUGCUAAGGGUGGCUCAGGCAGUGAUGGGCCUCCUGGACCACCAGGAGAGAGAGGACUUACUGGACCUCAAGGGACAAAUGGAUUCCCCGGGCCAAAGGGACCUCCUGGACCUCCCGGGAAAGAUGGACUGCCUGGACACCCCGGACAAAGAGGCGAAGUUGGUUUCCAAGGCAAGGUUGGACCUCCCGGACCACCAGGAGUUGUUGGACCACAUGGUCCUUCUGGUGAGACUGGUCCCAUGGGUGAGCGUGGCCACUCAGGACCCCCAGGGCCACCCGGUGAGCAGGGUCUUUCUGGACCAUCUGGUAAAGAGGGAACCAAAGGUGAUCCCGGUCCCCCUGGUGGGCCCGGUAAAGACGGACCCCCUGGACUAAGAGGAUUCCCAGGAGAGAGAGGAUUACCAGGAACACCGGGUGGCGGGGGACUGAAAGGAAAUGAAGGCCCUGCAGGACCACCUGGAACCGCUGGAUCUCCUGGUGAAAGAGGACCUGCUGGUACUGCCGGCCCUGUCGGCCCACCCGGGCGCCCUGGACCUCAAGGUCCCCCUGGAUCUUCAGGAGAGAAGGGAGUGCCGGGUGAGAAAGGUCCAAUUGGUCCAGCUGGCCGUGAUGGCAUCCAAGGUCCGGUUGGUCUUCCAGGCCCUGCUGGAACUCCAGGUGUCGCUGGAGAGGAUGGAGACAAGGGUGAAGUUGGGGAACCAGGACAAAAGGGAGGUAAAGGAUCCAAGGGAGAACAUGGUCCUCCUGGUCCACCUGGGCCAAUGGGUCCUGUUGGACAGCCUGGUGCACAUGGUGCUGAUGGUGAGACAGGUGCCAGAGGUCAACAAGGGCCAUUUGGUGCUAAAGGAGAUGAAGGAACCAGAGGAUUUCCUGGACCUCCCGGUCCCAUUGGACUGCAGGGGUUGCCUGGACCAGCAGGUGAAAAGGGAGAGACAGGAGAUGUUGGGCCAUUGGGCCCUCCAGGUCCUCCAGGGCCCCGUGGUCCAGCUGGUCCUAAUGGAGCUGAUGGUCCUCAAGGUCCUCCUGGAGGUUUGGGUAAUCCAGGUCCCAUAGGACAGAAGGGUGAGCCUGGUGAAUCUGGGCCACCUGGUGUUGGUGGAGAGCCAGGAAAACUGGGUCCGAGAGGAGAGCGUGGUGAGAAGGGAGAGGCCGGUCAGCCCGGCACACCUGGUCCUGCUGGUGGAAAGGGACCUACUGGAGAUGAUGGACCUAAAGGAAACCCUGGUCCUGUUGGUUUCCCCGGUGAUCCUGGCCCACCUGGUGAAGUCGGACCAAGAGGCCAAGAUGGAGCAAAGGGAGAUCGUGGAGAGGACGGUGAACAAGGAGAAGCUGGGUCUCCUGGACCAACUGGUGAGAACGGACCACCUGGACCUCCAGGAAAGAGAGGUCCCCUAGGAACAAGAGGACCAGAAGGCCGUCAGGGAGAGAAGGGAAGCAAGGGAGAUUCAGGUGCAGUUGGCCCUCCAGGAAAAACUGGCCCUGUGGGGCUACAAGGUCAACCAGGAAAACCAGGAACUGACGGUCUCAGAGGGUUACCCGGAUCAGUCGGUGAACAAGGUUCUCCAGGUGCUGCUGGCCCGAUGGGACCUCCUGGACCACUGGGUCCUCCAGGUUUACCUGGUCUCCGUGGUGACCCCGGUGCUAAAGGUGAAAAAGGACAUCCAGGUAUGCUUGGUCUGAUCGGGCCUCCCGGUGAACAAGGAGAGAAGGGUGACAGAGGGAUGCCAGGACCUCAGGGAUCACACGGAUCCAAGGGUGAAACGGGUAUGACGGGUGCAACUGGACCUAUUGGUCCUGGAGGUCCAGCUGGUGUGCCUGGUCCGAGGGGUGUCAAAGGACCUAAAGGUGCCACUGGUGGAGCUGGUCCUAAGGGAGAGAAAGGUGUCCAAGGACCAGCAGGACAACCUGGUCCCCCUGGUGAUGUCAUCCAGCCGUUACCCAUUCAUAUCCCACAGAAAUCCAAGCGUUCCAUCGACGCCAGUAAGGUGCUGUUUGAGACUGACGCUGAAGCCGCCGACACCGCUGGCACAGAGUUCCUGACCGGUAAUGAAGGUAUGGAGGAGAUCUUCGGCUCGCUCAACUACCUGCGGCAGGAGAUCGACAGCUUGCGAUUCCCACUGGGAACACACGAAAGCCCGGCCCGCACCUGCCAGGACCUCCACCUCAGCCAACCGGAACUGAAAGAUGGCGAGUAUUGGAUUGAUCCAAACCAGGGCUGUGCUCGUGACUCUUUCAAAGUUUUCUGCAACUUCACAGCGGACGUAGAGACGUGCUUGUAUCCCAGCAAAACAGUAGAGAAUGUAAAGAUGAACUCUUGGUCAAAGGAGAAGCCUGGAUCCUGGUACAGUCAGUUUGCUAAAGGAAACAAGUUUACAUACGUAGACUUGAGUGGAGAACCUGUGGGUGUCGUCCAGUUGGGAUUCUUGCGGUUGCUUAGCGUCCAGGCCCGUCAGAGCCUUACCUACCACUGCCAUCGUUCAGUGGCCUGGGCAGACCGCAACGCCGACAACGGCUACCAGAGGGCGCUUCACUUCCAGGGUGCCAAUGAUGAGGAGCUGAGCUAUGAGAGCAGUCCCUACAUCAAAGCCCUCAUCGACGGAUGCUCUUAUCGUAAGGGUUACGACAGGACAGUACUGGAGGUCAACACUCCUCAGGUGGAACAACUUCCUCUGCUGGACAUCAAGAUCUCAGACUUUGGGGAGAACAAUCAGAAAUUUGGUUUUGAAGUAGGACCUGUCUGUUUCCUGGGAUAAACACACACACACACACACACUAAUGGAAAGAGAAUUACAAUCACAGACACAGACACACAUACACACAUAUAGUGCUGCCAACACUAAUAAAGACAUUUGAAGUUAGGUUUAAGAAGUGGGAACACGUACGUAAACACACACAAACACAAUGUUGUGAAACAAAGUUGCACACAACUACAUGCCCAGGGAAAAACACUCCCAGCCGUGGUCAACAGAGGAGAAGAGAGCCCUGCCGAAAGGUUCUCAAGGGACAAGAGAGAAGAUAUCGAUGAACAUGAAGGUGUUUUCUGACCUGUCCAGAUACUGCUGGGAUCCACCGGAAGAUCCUCACGUCUCAGCCCCCUCUCACAUCCAUCUCCCCUCCUCACUGCUUCUCUUCUGACGUUUUCCACUCCUCUUCCUACCUCCAAACGUGAGCGUUACUUUUAUAGUCCUGUGCAAAGCUCCGCUCCCCAUUUUCACAUAGAAUAUAACAACAAUUCAAACUGAGGAAUUCAAGCUAUGCGAGGAAAAUUUCAAUCAUGAGGUGAAACAAAGCCAUUUUUAUAUAAAUUGUCAUUAAAUUAAAGUCAAAGCCAUUAUUAGUGUUAAAUUGUAUUGUUGUACAUUUAUUAUGGAAUGAUGAAACCUGUCAGAAUUUGCAAUUUGUGCCGUAAAACUCACUGCCAAGUGCCAACUUACCAGUCGAGUAUUUCUGGUGAAAGACGUAAAGCUGGUUAUUGUUUUACAACAGAGCUCUUUAUAGCUUCAGCCUCAUAACAAUGAGGCACAUGUAGAUAUAUUCCUGUCUGUCUGACAAUCCAGUUUUCCUUUUUAUAAACUUUUUACAUAGACAGUGUUCAGGCUGGAGUUGAAGUGCAUUAGAUCCAUUUGUACAGAAAUCAUUUUAUUGUAUUUAUUUUGUGAAACAACUAGGUGCUCAGAACGACCAAAACUUGCAGUACAGAGUAAUGUGGUAUAUCAUUGUAAUUAUUUCCUGUAGUUUUUGUCAUCAAUCUAUUAAAUAUGUCAAUUAAAACCCCAGACAGCAUAUCUGCCUUCUCUGUAUGAUAUACACGUUGAUUAUUUCAAUGCAUCUGAGUUGCAGCGUGAGGCUCAGGUGAUGCUGGUGCAGGUGGAGACGACUCGAGAUUCAGACAGCAGUGGUGAAGGGACAGAAAGUGAGAGGGUGCGAACCUGAUGCUGGGUGGGAAAUAUGAUUGGUUUUAUGUAUAUUUUUUGUUUCUUUUUUAAAACACGAGGGGAAUGAAAAGCUAUAAAAAAUUAUUUGUGAAUUAAAAGUUGUUUGUGUGGUUUUCUCGCAAAGACAAUACAGACGGGAUUGUUUUGGUCUGUGCAAGACAAACGUCUGGCUUUAUAAACUAUGGUGCUAAAAACUUGUUUUAAAAUCUCUUCUGUAAUAUAUAAUCUAUUUAAAGAGCUGUUUGACUCCUUUGUUGUCAUUUUCCACUUUCCUGUUAAUAUUAUGUCACACUUGGAGCUUUUACUAAUAUUUGAUAUUUUAUUAACUCUCUUGAACCCACAACAGUUGUCUUCUGUCUCCGUGAACCCAUGAGAUUCAUACAGCAAGUUUCCCUCAAAAAUCUAAAACUAUUCCUGAAAGGUCCUGUUUGUUUGGGUUUUGUACUGUUGUUUUGGUCCAAAUAUUUACAUUAAACCACACAU